Letharia columbiana is the source of this 1437-nucleotide messenger RNA. RefSeq lists its product as uncharacterized. Lineage: Eukaryota; Fungi; Ascomycota; Lecanoromycetes; Lecanorales; Parmeliaceae. The record is from RefSeq and is a predicted model, not a curated record. The transcript has a single exon. The coding region runs from base 1 to 1437 and encodes 478 amino acids.
AUGAUGGUUCCCCGGGCAUACCUCUACAACUCCCACCCCUCCAGUACAUCUACAAAACACAACGAUGAGAUAACAAUGCCCAUCUCCGUGGCAGAGCGUGUCUCGAGAAAGGACAAGGCUCCAAAAUCAGGCAUGCCGCCAAAAGUGCUCACACCCCAGUCAACCACGAAACCAGUCGUAAUCCCCACCAAGACUAGGAAUGGAGACCGAAGGAAAAGCAAGGACUCCAUGUCCCGAGACCGAACACGGAAAGACAUUAGCAGCCCGCACGAUUCGUCCUCGACGCCUUCGUCUGUUGCAGCCUUACUUGCCAUGACCUCGUUGCCAGAGCCAAAGUAUCACCCUCGCGCAGAAAAUUGGCGCAAAGGAUCGAUUCGUGCUGGAAGUGGGAAGCAGGACACAAGGCUCAAAGAGAUCCCGAGGCGCGCAUUUUCAUCGUGUAGCCCCCAGUCGUGGGGCAUGUUACUCGGCCCACCAGAAGGGUCCGAACCGGAAAGCUGCAGCUUCGAGAGCGACACGACUUUGGGUCCGUUAUCGUCGGUCCGAUCCAUGUCCAGCGAGUCGAUGCCAUCUCUGGGAACGGAUACGGAGUCACUGAACUCGGCCGGUGACCCGGCAACGCCUGAGCUAGCAAUCGGCAGCCGCAGCGGAUGUGAUAGACGCCAGAAAUGUAUCUCUGCAUCCAAGGGCGAGGAUUGCGUUCUCGAUCAUCCGCUACUGCCUCAAGUGGCUAGGAGGGACCUGGGGAACCAAUCUUGUGAAGGCUUUUCAGACGAAUUGUCCCCAGGGCCCACACAUGCAGCAAGAAGCAGAUCCUCGUUCAAAUCCAACUUGACAGCAUCGUUCCGGAGAAUACGGUCUGCCGCCCAAUCCUUCCCCACGUUUGCCGCGCCUGCCGUUCCUCCGGAUGAUUAUCUAUCUCGAUCUCUACUAUCCAUCUCCCCACAAUUCACCGACGAGAGACGGCCUCUGCCGUCUGACGACACGCCUGACCCAGCCUUACGACGAUAUUUGAACCCCAUCACAGUAUCGCCCUCGGAACUCCAUUACCACCUCGAAAAAGAGAGUCCUUGGUCAUCACAGUCCGAUUGCAAAGCAUCCAUACAAUUACAAACCUACCGCCGAAGGGAGGGAGGCUCCGACAAGGCCUCCUCGCCUCCCGUUUUCACCUCCCAGCAGCAGGCGCUUGAUGCCACAGACGGCGUCCCGCCUGUGUCGCUUCCUCGUCAGCGAGAGCCUCGGGAGAACAGCCAUUUCCUUCGUGUCAUCGUGCUCGAGAUGAACAUGCGGAAAGUGGGCAAACUGAGCGACGCUAGCCCGGGCAGGGCAAGAUUGUGGUUGCCGGCUCGGCAGACCGGGAAGAUGGGAUUGGAAGAGGAGGCUGGAAAAGAUGAGAAGAAGGGGACGCCGCAACGUUGGGCGGGCGUCCAGGCGUGA